This is a messenger RNA of Phalacrocorax carbo (great cormorant), 1541 nucleotides long. The record is from RefSeq and is a predicted model, not a curated record. Lineage: Eukaryota; Metazoa; Chordata; Aves; Suliformes; Phalacrocoracidae.
UGUAGAAAUAACCUCUCAAAUCACCUUCUGCCAUCCCUUUUCCUUAGCACUGGGAGUUGCAGAUGCUGAGAGGCCCUUCUGUGCUGGAAGCAGUUCCAUCUGACAAAGGCAAACAGCGGCACUGGCUCCUGCACCCACCGUCCCCAUGAACUCUCUGCUGCAGAGCGGGGCUGACUCCUCGGCAGCCAGUGGGAAGAGACCCUGCUCCGCAGGGCGCACUCAGCCAGCCCCAGCCUGGGCUCCAGCCACAGAGCUGAAGGAAGGUCUGCUGGAGAAGGAAAAGGGUGGCGGUGUGUAGCAAGGAGAAAUAGCUGUGGUUUUGCUCAGAGAAGCCUGCCUUAACUUCCCACUCCAUUUUGGACAGUGCCCCAUGCGCAGAGGAGGGAAAUGUCCAACAGCAGCUCCGUCACACAGUUCCUCCUCCUGGCGUUCACAGACACGCGGGAGCUGCAGCUCCUGCACUUCUGGCUCUCCCUGGCCAUCUACCUGGCUGCCCUCCUGGGCAACGGGCUCAUCGUCACCGCCAUCGCCUGCGACCACCGCCUCCACACCCCCAUGUACUUCUUCCUCCUCAACCUCUCCCUCCUCGACCUGGGCUGCAUCUCCACCACUCUCCCCAAAUCCAUGGCCAAUUCCCUCUGGGACACCAGGGACAUCUCCUACGCAGGAUGUGCUGCACAAGCCUUUCUGUUUCUCUUUUUGAUAUCAGCAGAGUUUUAUCUCCUGACGGUCAUGGCCUACGACCGCUACAUGGCCAUCUGCACACCCCUGCACUACGGGACCCUGCUGGGCAGCAGAGCUUGUGCCCACAUGGCAGCAGCUGCCUGGGCCACUGGGUUUCUCAGUGCUCUGCUGCACACGGCCAGUACAUUUUCACUGCCCCUCUGCCAUGGCAAUGCCCUGGAGCAGUUCUUCUGUGAAAUCCCCCAGAUCCUCAAGCUCUCCUGCUCAGACACCUACCUCAGGGAGGUCGGGCUUCUUGGGGUCAGUGCCUGUGUUGUAUUUGGGUGUUUUGUUUUCAUUGUGCUGUCCUAUGUGCAGAUCUUCAGGGCUGUGCUGAGGAUCCCCUCUGAGCAGGGACGGCACAAAGCCUUUUCCACGUGCCUCCCUCACCUGGCCGUGGUCUCCCUGUUUCUCAGCACUGCCAUGUUUGCCUACCUAAAGCCUCCUUCCAUCUCCUCCCCACCCCUGGACCUGGUGGUGGCAGUGCUGUACUCGGUGGUGCCUCCAGCCGUGAACCCCCUCAUCUACGGCAUGAGGAACCAGGAGCUCAAGGAUGCAGUGUGCAAACUGAUGACUGGAAGUUUUUCUGAAGCAAUUAGCUGUCCAUGUCCUUAUGCAUAGCACUUAUAAUGUAUGUCAUUACAGUCUCAGCCUGUCUUAUGGAGGAUUGGUGGUUGUGGUGGGUGGUUUUUUUUCUUGCUUUUACUUGUGAUAAUGUUGUGUGCAAAGAAAUGUUAUUAUUCGUACCAUUUCUAAUUGGGAAACUAAUUUUCUAGUGUUACUCAGAGUCUUGAAAUGAGAGACAUAUUCUCUGUGCA